This is a messenger RNA of Podarcis raffonei (Aeolian wall lizard), 4481 nucleotides long. RefSeq names its product nucleoporin 155 (gene NUP155). Gene Ontology annotation, cellular component: nuclear pore inner ring; nuclear pore. NCBI's taxonomy places the organism in Eukaryota, Metazoa, Chordata, Lepidosauria, Squamata, Lacertidae. The coding region runs from base 34 to 4206 and encodes 1390 amino acids. Gene Ontology annotation, biological process: protein localization to nuclear inner membrane; RNA export from nucleus; protein import into nucleus. The transcript is spliced from 35 exons. Gene Ontology annotation, molecular function: structural constituent of nuclear pore. The record is from RefSeq and is a predicted model, not a curated record.
CGCCGCCGCCGCCUUCUCCGCCUCCGCCUCGCCAUGCCGGUCGCUCUCAGCCCGGCGGCCGCUCCGGCCUUGCAGGAGGCGCUGGAGAAUGCGGGGCGCAUCAUCGACCGGCAGAUCCAAGAAGACCGCUGCUACCCGGACCUCUCCGAGCUGCUGGCGGUGCCGGCGCCCAGUAGCCCCACUGUUUCUGGGAUGUCAGAUAUGGAUUAUCCAUUACAAGGACCUGGCUUUCUUUCAAUUCCCAAUCUUCCAGAAAUAAGUUCAAUUCGGAGAGUUCCUCUGCCCCCUGAACUGGUUGAGCAAUUUGGACAUAUGCAAUGCAAUUGUAUGAUGGGAGUGUUUCCUGAAAUUAGCAGGGCCUGGCUGACCAUUGACAGUGACAUUUUUAUGUGGCAGUACGAAGAUGGUGGGGACCUCGCUUAUUUUGAUGGCCUUAGUGAAACCAUCCUUGCUGUGGGACUGGUGAAACCAAAAGCAGGAGUCUUUCAACCACAUAUACGGCACCUGCUCGUUUUGGCUACUCCUGUGGAUAUAGUCAUUCUAGGACUAAGCUAUGCAACCUUGCAAGGAGGUUCUGGAUCCCUCAAUGAUAGCAUGUCUGGUGGAAUGCAGCUUCUUCCAGACCCACUCUACUCACUGCCUACCGAUAACACCUAUCUGCUGACAAUAACUUCUUCUGAAAAUGGGCGCAUCUUCUUGGCUGGCAAAGAUGGUUGUUUGUAUGAAAUUGCUUACCAGGCUGAGGCUGGCUGGUUUAGCCAGCGUUGUAGGAAGAUCAAUCAUUCAAAGAGCACCCUUUCUUUCCUUGUUCCAUCAUUGCUCCAGUUCACAUUCUCAGAAGAUGAUCCCAUUGUUCAAAUUGCCAUUGACAACUCCCGAAACAUCUUAUACACACGCUCUGAAAAAGGUGUGAUACAGGUUUAUGAUUUAGGUCCAGAUGGUCAAGGGACGGUGAGGGUUGCUUCUGUUUCUCAGAAUGCUAUUGUGGCUGCAGCUGGAAAGAUUGCCAGAACCAUAGACCGUUCUGUGUUUAAGCCUAUCGUUCAGAUAGCAGUGAUUGAAAAUUCUGAAUCCAUUGAUUGCCAGUUAUUGGCAAUCACUCAUGCAGGUGUACGGAUGUAUUUUAGUACAUGCCCAUUCAAGCAUCCUUUUUCUCGUCCUUCAACAUUAACGUUGGUUCACAUCCGCCUGCCUCCAGGAUUUUCUGCUGCUUCUAAUGUGGAAAAGCCAUCAAAGGUGCACCAAGCUCUUUAUAGCAAAGGUGUUCUGCUAAUGGCUGCUUCAGAAAAUGAGGAUAAUGAUAUAUUGUGGUGUGUUAAUCAUGAUUCUUUUCCUUUCCAAAAGCCAAUGAUGGAAACACAGACAAAGACACAUGUGGAUGGACAUUCUUGGGCUCUUUCUGCGAUAGAUGAUCACAAAGCUCAGAAGAUAGUAACACCUUUGAAUAAAGAUCUAAUUCCCAUAACUGACUAUCCUGUAGUUGUACAACAGCAUAUGCUACCGCCAAAGAAAUUUGUUCUCCUUUCGGCACAGGGGAGUUUUAUGUUUCAUAAACUCAGACCAGUAGAUCAGCUGAGACAUCUUUUUGUAUGCAAUGCAGGAGGUGAUGGAGAAGAGAUUGAAAGAUUUUUCAAACUGCACCCGGAAGAGCAGGCUUGUGCUACUUGCCUAAUACUUGCCUGUUCUUCUGCUGCUUGUGAUAGAGAAGUAUCUGUUUGGGCCACUCGAGCAUUUUUCAGAUAUGGUGGUGAAACACAGAUGCGAUUUCCAUCCACCCUGCCGCCUCCAAGUAAUGUUGGGUACGCACUGGGAUCUCCUGUUCCACCUGGUUCUCCUAUGUCUGCUAGUAGCCCCUACCCUAAUCCAAGCUUUUUGGCAACACCAGCCCAAGGUUUGCAUCCUCCAACCAUGUCAACUCCAGUGUUCACUUCAAGCAGUCAUAUGUCUCAACCCAGUGCUUCUCUUAGUGGCAUAAUGUGCCCCGAGAUAGUGUUUUCUGGAAAGCACAAUGGUAUCUGCAUAUAUUUCUCUCGGAUCAUAGGAAACAUUUGGGAUGGAAGUAUAGUUGUGGAGAGAGUUUUCAAGAGUGGCAAUCGAGAAGUUGUAGCUGUUGAAAGCAGUGUUCCACCACAAGUGUUAGAAACUGUACUACAAGAAUUAAAAGGGCUGCAGGAAUUUUUGGAUAGGAAUUCACAAUUUGCAGCAAUAGGAUCCCUUAGAAAUCCCAGCUUUGCCACCUCAGCUAACUUGCAGCAGCGAUUACUCGGAUUCAUGCGGUCCGAUGGUGGAAGUUCUCAGCAACUGCAGCAAGAGCUCCAGAGAAAGUUUCAUGCGGAGGCACAAUUAGCAGAGAAGGCCUCCCUUCAAGGCAUCCAGCAACUUGUUCGGAAAACCUGCCAGGCUUUGGCACUGUGGAAACUUCUGUGUGAGCAUCAGUUCAACAUUGUCGUGGGUGAACUUCAGAAGGAGCUUCAGGAACACCUGAAGGUGACUACUUUCAGAGACUUGGUAAUUAGAGAUAGAGAGCUAACUGGAGCCCUUAUUGCAUCCCUCAUCAACUGUUACAUCAGAGACCAUGCUGCUGUUGAUGGGAUUAGUUCACAUUUACAAGACAUCUGCCCCCUGCUCUACAGCACAGAUGAUGCUAUCUGUUCCAAGGCAAAUGAACUACUUCAGCGAUCCCGACAAGUUCAGAACAAAUCUGAAAAAGAGAAGAUGCUAAGAGAGUCACUGAAAGAAUAUCAACAGAUUAGCACACAGGUAGAUCUUGCCAAUGUCUGUGCACAGUAUAGGCAAGUACGUUUCUAUGAGGGUGUGGUAGAACUUUCUCUCAUGGCUGCAGAGAAGAAAGAUCCCCAAGGUCUUGGACUCCAUUAUUACAAAAAUGGAGAACCAGAGGAAGAUGUUGUUGGAUGUCAGGCUUUCCAGGAAAGGCUAAACAGCUAUAAGUGCAUCACGGACACUCUCCAGGAGUUAGUCAAUCAAAGUAAAGCUGCUCCACAGUCUCCCAGCGUGCCCAAAAAACCUGGUCCUCCUGUCUUGACAUCAGAUCCCAAUAUGCUAAGCAAUGAAGAAGCAGGACAUCAUUUUGAGCAAAUGCUAAAAUUGGCCCAGCGUUCUACGGAUGAACUUUUUAGUAUUGCUCUUUACAGCUGGUUGGUCCAAGCCGAUCUGUCAGAUAAACUGCUGCAAAUAAACUCUCCCUUUCUGGAGCCAUAUUUGGCACGUAUGGCCAAAGUUGAUCAAAACAAAGUUCGCUAUAUGGAUCUUCUGUGGAGGUUUUUUGAGAAAAACGGAAGUUUUAGUAAUGCGGCCAGAGUACUUGCAAAAUUGGCAGACAUGCAUAGCACUGAGAUCUCACUUCAGCAGCGUCUUGAAUAUAUUGCGCGUGCCAUUUUGAGUGCUAAGAGUUCCACAGCCAUCUCACCAAUUGCUGCAGAUGGUGAAUUUUUGCAUGAAUUGGAAGAGAAAAUGGAAGUUGCAAGGAUUCAGUUUCAAAUACAGGAAGCAUUACUCCGUCAGUGUUCUCAUCAUUCCUCAGUACAAGAUGCCAUUUCCCAGCUGGAUUCCGAGUUGAUGGAAAUUAGCAAGCUUUAUGGGGAAUUUGCUGAUCCAUUCAAACUCUCAGAAUGUAAACUGGCUAUUAUUCAUUGCGCUGGUCAUUCGGAUCCUAUCUUAGUGCAGACACUUUGGCAAGAAAUAAUUGAUAAAGCGCUGAGUGACAGUGUGACUAUGAGUGCUCCUGACAGAAUGCAGGCUCUUAGCCUGAAGAUGGUAAUGCUUGGCAAAAUCUACGCUGGGACACCUCGCUAUUUUCCAUUAGAUUUCUUAGUGCAGUAUCUAGAACAACAAGUUUGUUCUUUGAACUGGGAUGUGGGUUUUGUAACUUACACAAUGCAAGAAAUUGGUGUGCCGCUACCAAGACUUCUUGAAGUAUAUGAUCACCUAUUCAAAGCACGGGAUCCAUACUGGAGUAAAAUGAAGAAGCCUUUGCACCUUUUGGAAUGCAUCCAUGUGUUAUUAUCAGCAUUUGUGCAAGAGCCUAACAAAAUUCUUGCCUUUGAAAGGCGGCGAUUCACAAAUAUUUGCUUGGAUGCUGUUAGCUGUUACCUUGUUGAACUGCAGUCCAUAAGUCCAACACUAGCUGUACAGACAAUUACAGGGAACUUUAAAUCUCUACAGGCUAAAUUAGAACGGCUUCAUUGAGUGAUGCACAACUAUUUCUUCAGGUGGAAUGAACUGUCACUGCACUGGAAUCUGAAAAGCCAAAUGCUUAUUAAAGCAUUAAAACAAGCUGUGGAGCUUAUCAUACUUCUGUGUUGUCUGUUCUUAACUAACCUCACAUAGAAUGCAGAAUGGCAGGUUGUUUCUCUUCUUUUUUUACUACUAAAUUUUUCUAGCAGUGAAACAGUUUUAUAUGCUUUGGAUUAAAAUGCAUUGUAUAAUCUUGCCCUGGCAAUUAAAAUUAUUUUAAAAAUGGG